UGUGCGCGCCACCGGUUAGUUGAGGUCCACUCGGGCACUCGGCGGGCGAUCGAUCGAUCCAGUCAGUCAGUCAGUCAGUCAGUCCCCGGCCCCGCGUCGAGCCAGCGUCGUAUAUAACGACGGGCGCCAGUAGCCGUUCGGUGAUCUGGCCAACCCGAGCACGGCCAAAAAGGCGCGCACCCAGCGGCAGCAGGCAGAUCGAGCACCACCACACCACACCACAGCUCACGCUUCGUUCGCGCUCGCGCGUGGAAGAACAGGGAGCCGGCGUGCGGUGCGGUGUCCGUCCGGUGCCGGUGCGCAGUUGUGUGCGGUGCCAGAAUGCUGCCCGCCGGGUGCGGCCUCCUCUCGUGCCUCCGCCGCGACAAGGGUGAGGCGGCGGGGCGAACCGACCCCCGCGUCGCGGACGAGCCCGCGUCGUCGUCGUCGUCGCCGUCGCUCGGCAAGGGCAAGGGCGGCAGCGGGCCGGCGGCCAGGCGGUUCGCGUGGGCCGAGAUCGAGUCCGUCACUGCGGGCUUCUCGUCCCGCGUCAUCGGCCAGGGCGGCUUCAGCACCGUGUACCUGGCCUGCCUCUCCUCCUCCCGCCUCGGCGCCGUCAAGGUCCAGCGCAGCAGCGAGCGGCUCCACCGCGCCUUCCGCCAGGAGCUCGACGUGCUCCUCUCGCUCCGGCACCCGCACAUCGUCCGCCUCCUCGGCUACUGCGACGAACGAGAGGAAGGCGUGCUCGUGUUCGAGUACGCACCCAACGGCGACCUCCACCAGCGUCUCCACGGCCGCGGCGGCAAGGCGACGCCGACGCCGACGCUCCCGUGGGCGCGGCGCAUGGCGGUGGCGUUCCAGGUGGCCAUGGCGCUGGAGCACCUCCACGAGAGCCGCGACCCGGCGGUGAUCCACGGCGACAUCAAGGCCUCCAACGUGCUGCUGGACGCCAGCCUCGACGCCAAGCUCUGCGACUUCGGCUUCGCGCACGUCGGCUUCUCGGCCGCGCUCCAGCCGCCGUCCAGCAGCGCGUCGGCGGCGCGCCCCGUCAUGAUGGGCUCCCCGGGCUACGUCGACCCGCACUUCCUCCGCUCCGGCGUCGCCACCAAGAAGAGCGACGUCUACAGCUUCGGCGUGCUGCUGCUGGAGCUCCUCACGGGGCGGGAGGCCAUGUGCGCCGACACGGGGCGCCGGCUCGCCGCCGCCGUGGGCCCUACUCUCACCGGCGAAGGAGGAGGGAAAGUAGACGACGUGGUGGACCGGAGGCUCGGAGACGCGUAUGAUACCCAUGAGGCGGCGACCGUGGCGGCGCUUGCGCUGAGGUGCGUCAGCGAGGGCCCCGGGAUGCGGCCCUCCAUGGCGGAGGUGGUUCGCGAGCUCCAGGAGAAGACCACCGCGCUGAUCUCAGCCGCUGGAUGCAAACCACCCGGCAAGAUGGAUUCCUGUUCUUGAGCUGUAUUGUUAGCCGAAGACCGUAAAUACUAGCUAGCUUUGUUUGUUUAGAGAGACUAGAAGGUAAACGUAAUUGUUCUUCUUAUUUUUUUUAUCUACUUGAGUUUGUUAAAUGCAGUGGAUUAGUGGUUGUUGAAUUGGAUUACGUAGAAAAUUCUUCGUGAUGUCAGAGUUGGUUGUAGAGGGUGUGUAGUGGCUCGUUAAUCAAAUCGAUCUUGCCCAAUUCGUUGAAGAUUGAUGUGAUUUACUCUA
Messenger RNA from Sorghum bicolor (sorghum), 1683 nucleotides. Its product is annotated as probable receptor-like protein kinase At4g10390. The coding region runs from base 322 to 1431 and encodes 369 amino acids. NCBI's taxonomy places the organism in Eukaryota, Viridiplantae, Streptophyta, Magnoliopsida, Poales, Poaceae. The record is from RefSeq and is a predicted model, not a curated record. Gene Ontology annotation, cellular component: plasma membrane. Gene Ontology annotation, molecular function: ATP binding; protein kinase activity. Gene Ontology annotation, biological process: protein phosphorylation. The transcript has 2 exons.